AGACAAAGUGUGUUGUCCAGAGCAGACGAAGGGGGACUUUUGUUGCAUUCACCCAGCUUUGUGAAAAGUGUAACUACCACAGACAGUGGCAGAGCCAGCCCAUUGUAGGGAGUACCCCACUUGGAAACCUGCUAUUGUCUGCUGCAAUGUAUUUUACCGGUGGAUCUUUUAAACAACUAGAGAAGAUUUUCAAGGCCAUGAAGCUCCAGAUGAUGCAUUUUGUAACUUUUAGGAUUCAUGCCAGGAAUUUCAUUGAGCCUACCAUAAUACACAAGUGGAACCAAGAUCAACUGAAUCUUAUAAGACAGCUGCAAGAGGGAGGUUAUGUUGCUGUGGCUGGAGAUAUGCGUGCUGACACGCCAGGACACUCAGCCAAAUUUGGCAGCUACACAAUUAUGCACAUGGAAACCAACAAAAUUCUGGAUCUUCAACUAGUUCAGAGCAACGAGAUUGGUGGCAGUUAUCAUAUGGAAAAGGAAGGAUUGAAGCGUUGUAUUGAUAAGCUGGAGUCUAAUGGUUUAGCUGUUGACUACAUAGUCACCGAUCGCCAUCCGCAGAUUCAGAAGUACCUGAGGGACCGCAAUAUCACUCAGUUCUAUGACGUGUGGCACUUUGAGAAAGGUUUAUCUAAGAAACUUGACAAACUUUCAAAAAAUGAAGGACUGCGAGGUGCUGAAAAAAUGGUUGCACAGCAUCAAAAAACCAUGUUUACUGGAGUGCGAUUUCCUCUGAGUCUGGGCCAGAAAAGGUGGCGAAGUGGAAUUCACUGCAGAACCACAUACAAAAUGUACAUGUUCAUGAUAACCACCUCUUCCCCAAGUGUGAACACCCAGACAAAGUUUCCAGGGAUCCAAAAAAAUGGUUCCAACCAGGAUCAAUAGCGCUCCAUAAAGUGGAAAAAGCUAUUAUACAACAAGAGAGUUCUCAAGGAUAUAGAAAAGCUCAGCCACCACUUUCAGACAUCAUCACUGGAGGCGUUCCACAGUCUGAUUUUGCGUUUUGCCCCAAAGAAUGUGAUUUUCCCUUUCAUUGGAAUGUUUUGCAGGCUGUAUCUUGCAGCGAUGCACUAUAAUGAAAAUGCUAACCGUGAGCAGGCAACAACAACUGAAGGACAGGCUGUGUAUAAGUUCAUUUUUCCAAAGUCCAAAAAAGGGGAAUGCACAGCAAAGCCAGUGAAAAUAGAACCAACAUACAACUAUGUCGAUGACCUUAUGAGCCUUCUGAUACAUAAAGUCUUCGUGGACCCCAAGCCAUAUGCGGAAGAGCUGCACGCAAUCCCCAUUCCACCUUCUCUGUCAUCACAGUUUGAAAAACCCUCCAAAGAAGAGGUGAUUGCCCACCGUGUGUCACGAUUCAGUCGAGGGGUGGCCGGA
Cyprinus carpio (common carp) is the source of this 1373-nucleotide messenger RNA. RefSeq lists its product as uncharacterized. Lineage: Eukaryota; Metazoa; Chordata; Actinopteri; Cypriniformes; Cyprinidae. The record is from RefSeq and is a predicted model, not a curated record. The transcript has 8 exons. Bases 147 to 881 code for a protein of 244 amino acids.